GGCAGGGCGCUGAACGGGGACUCGGCCGCCUCCCCCGCCCGGAGCGUCGGCCCGUCCAACACAGCCGCCCUUCCCUUGCAGCCCUCCCCCGCCCCCAGCCAUGUCACCCCCGCCGUUCCUGCCACCGCAGUCACUUCCCCGGCGUCGUCCACCUCGACGCCGUCCUCCGUGGCCACAGUCGUGCACAAGAGGCUGCUCAGCCUGACCCCGGCGGGGACGCCGGACGCGUCCCACAACGCUCACAGCAACGGCGCCACCGUCACCCCCACCUCUCCGGCGCCGCUGGUGGUGCGGACGGACGCGGAGGACCGCAGCACGGACGUGAGCUUCGACGAGGACUUCCCGCUCACCGCCACCCACGGCCCCGUGCUGCCCGACCGGCUGCGCCUGCGGUCGAGGACGCCGUCGUCCGACAGCCCCUGCCGGUCGGACGCCGACUCGCCCGUCGAGGAGCACCACCAGCUCCACUACCACCGCGGCUCGCUGCCCGGGUCGCCCGCGUCGUCGCCGUCCCCGGGGUCGCCGCAGCAUAGGAGGGCUUCACACCAGGUGUCGCCGGCCACCUCGCCGCUGCGGCAGUGCGCCUCGGCCGGCUGCAGCCCGCGGCUGUACCUGCACUCGCGCUCGCUGGCCGGCUCGCUGCCCGGGUCGAGCUCGACGGGCGCCCUGGAGCCGCAGCCGCGCCCCAUCUACCCCAACUUCCCCUUCUCGCCGUACGGGUCGCCGCUGUCGUCGCCGCGCUCUGGGCGCCGGAGGCCGCCGCUGCGCGAGUCCCGGCGCGUCUCCAUCGACAAGUCGGGCAGCUUCUUGCAGCUCAACCAGUACCGCCUCAUGGACUCCAUCGGCCAGGGCUCGUACGGCAUAGUGAAACUAGCCUACAAUGAAGAGGACGAAACGCACUAUUACACUACCAGCGCAUCAUCCACCGUGACAUCAAGCCGGCCAACCUGCUGCUGGGGGAGGACGGGCGCGUGCAGAUCGCCGACCUGGGCGUGUGCAACGAGUUCCACGGCCAGGACGCCUUCCUGUCGUCCACGGCCGGCACCCCCGCCUUCACCGCGCCCGAGGCCCUCAACAGUCGCCAGUUCAGCGGCAAGGCGUGCGACUUGUGGUCCAUGGGCGUCACGCUGUUCUCGCUCGUGUUCGGAGACGUGCCGUUCCUCGACGACAACGUGCUCACGCUCUACCACAAGAUCAAGACGGAGACGGUGCGCUUCCCGGACCGCCCCGCCAUCAGCGAGCCCCUCAAGGACCUCAUCAGUCGGCUGCUGCUCAAGGACCCCGCCGCGCGCAUCACCCUGCCCGAGGUCAAGGAGCACCCGUGGGUCACGGCCGACGGCGCCGAGCCGCUGCCCUCGGAGGAGGAGAACUGCGUCCUCAUCGAGCUGUCCGAGGAGGACCUCGAGGGGGUCGUCACGUCCAUCCCCAAGCUGGACACGCUCAUCCUCAUCAAGACGAUGCUCAAGAACCACUCGUUCCAGAACCCGUUCUCCGCGCGCGGGCCUCGCGCGCCGGGCGCGGCGGCCGAGCACCGCGGCCCGGGCCAGGGCCUCGGCCAGGGUCGCGAGUCGCGCCUCGGCCGCUUCCAGCUGAGCGGCCGCUCCAACUCGGCGCCGGGCUCCUACGGCUGGGCCAAGGAGCGCCAGGUGUCCGUCGACUACCCCUCGGGGCCCGUCCUGGCCGCCGUCAGGGAGGCCGUCAGGGAGGUGAGCGCGGCCGAGCCGUCCACUGCCUCCAUCCCGGAGGGAGAGCCGGGCCGCGAGGAAGCUCACGCUGGUGAGCCCCCUGCGAGCGGCGCCAGCGAGGGCGCGAGCCAAGGGGCGAACUAACUUCACCCCUUCGGGCACCCUUAGCAUCACUUGCUCAACCCAUCGUAAUCCAUCCAUGAUCGACCGCCAUACUCCAUAAAAACGCCUUGUUUUUAU
Frankliniella occidentalis (western flower thrips) is the source of this 1925-nucleotide messenger RNA. RefSeq names its product calcium/calmodulin-dependent protein kinase kinase 2. The record is from RefSeq and is a predicted model, not a curated record. Lineage: Eukaryota; Metazoa; Arthropoda; Insecta; Thysanoptera; Thripidae. Gene Ontology annotation, biological process: positive regulation of protein kinase activity; intracellular signal transduction; protein phosphorylation. Gene Ontology annotation, cellular component: cytoplasm. Gene Ontology annotation, molecular function: ATP binding; calmodulin binding; calcium/calmodulin-dependent protein kinase activity.